Messenger RNA from Dryobates pubescens (Downy woodpecker), 2790 nucleotides. It is a transcript of the gene AP1AR, whose product is annotated as adaptor related protein complex 1 associated regulatory protein. The coding region runs from base 185 to 1090 and encodes 301 amino acids. Lineage: Eukaryota; Metazoa; Chordata; Aves; Piciformes; Picidae. Gene Ontology annotation, biological process: regulation of Arp2/3 complex-mediated actin nucleation; negative regulation of substrate adhesion-dependent cell spreading; negative regulation of cell motility. The transcript is spliced from 10 exons. Gene Ontology annotation, molecular function: AP-1 adaptor complex binding. The record is from RefSeq and is a predicted model, not a curated record.
CGGCCAUGAGGCGGAGUGCGCGGAGCCGCCGCCCGGCCCUUUGUUCCGUGGGGCACCCCGCCGUCGCCGCCCGGUCUCACCGCCCGCCUCUUUCUCUUUGCCGCCCGUGAUGGCAGCAGCGGCGGCGGCGGCGGCGGCGGUUUGAGCCCGCCCGAAGGGAGGAGGAGCCGCUGCCCAGGAUGCGAUGGGGAACUGCUGGGCGCAGUGGUGCUGCGGGCUCUUCUUCCGGAGGGAAGCCGGCCGGCUCCAGCGGGGCGGAGGGUCAAAGUAUUUCAGAACAUGUUCAACAGGAGAACACUACACUAUAGAGUUUGAGAACCUGGUGGAAAGUGAUGAGGGGGAAAGCCCAGGAAGCAAUCACAGACCUCUGACUGAGGAAGAAAUUGCUGACUUGAAAGAAAGACAUUAUGACUCCAUUGCUGAAAAGCAGAGAGUUGUUGAUCUGAAACUUCAGUCAGAGUUAGCCUUACAAGAGGAGAAGUUAAGAAUAGAAGAGGAGGCUUUAUAUGCUGCACAACGUGAAGCAGCCAGGGCAGCAAAGCAGAAAAAGCUCUUGGAGCAACGUAGACAGCAAAGGAUAACCCAGAGAGCACAUGCUGUUAACAAUGGAGAAUAUCAGAGCUCUGUGGCAGAGGAAGAUCUUGAUGCUUUCUUAAGAAAUGCAAAAUUCCAGUAUGAAGCUUUUAGAAGUAGUAGGCUUUCAUCUGAUGCUACAGUGCUGACACCCAACACAGAGAGCAGUUGUGACUUAAUGACCAAAACAAAAUCGACCAGUGGGAACGAUGACAGCACUUCAUUAGAUCUGGAGUGGGAGGAUGAAGAAGGCAUGAACAGGAUGAUUCCCAUGAGGGAACGCUCCAAAACAGAGGAGGAUAUACUCCGGGCAGCCCUGAAAUUUACUAGCAAGAAGACUGGGAGUAAUGCAGCCUCAGCCUCGGAUGACUCCAACGGGCUGGAGUGGGAGAACGACUUCGUCAGCGCCGAGAUGGACGACAACGGCAACUCCGAGUACGCCGGGUUCGUCAACCCUGUGUUGGAUCUCUCUGCAUCUGAGAGCAGGAGAGCUGACUCUGGCCACCAGGACAGAUAGUGGAGCCCUUCCUUCUCUGGGACCAAAUGGUGAAAAGUGAAGUAGAAUGUACAAAGCUGAUUCGCUCUUUUAUAACCCGGUUCCCUUUUUACGUAGGAAUUGAUCAGCAGGGAAUGGGAAUGACUUGCUCCCUGAAUUCCUUCAGAAUUAAGUGCAAUUUUAUCAUCUACCUUCUAAACUUUUAUGAAAACUGGAAUGGUUUUAUUGUGUAUAUUUCUGGGUUUAAUGUAAAAUGAUCUGCACUAAUUGAAGCUUCAUAGCCUGACAUUUACCUAUAUUUUAACGAGCCUUUUCUGGGACCUUUUUACUGGGUUUGGUUUUAAGAUGCAUCUUUGGCCUAACAUUUAUCUCAGUCUGACAUCAUUUAUCAAAUACUUGAAUAUAAGAAAAGAAUUUUAAGAGUUUUAUUUCCAUCCUGUGCUUUGACUGGUUCUUUAGAGGGUGUGCUUAGCCAGCUUCAAGAUAAAUCUCACACUUGGCAAGCUGCAGUUUUUCCCUGCCUAGCUUAAAGUCUUCCUAGCCUUGUGUUGUCCUCUUCCCAUUUCUUUUUUGUCUCUAUGCUAAGCACAGCUAACUUCAAUAAACACAACAGAAAUCAUUGGGUUAGGUAAAAUACUGUCUUGUAUAAUAUGCCAGACUUAGUGUGUGCUAGAUAGGAAACCAACUAUAAAAAUCCUUUGUGUCAAACUGGACAUUUUAACCAGUAUCUAGGAGAGAACUGGGAGGACCAAAGUUUUGAUGUCCAUGCCCCUCUGAACAGACCAACAUCUGUUACUACACACUCCUUAAAAUUCUUUAAUUGGGGAAAACUUGUAAUAAGUCAGCUCAACUGGAAACAUUUGGAAAGCAACAUUCUCUGAGCAAACUGGGGAAGGGCUGAUUGCUCUUCUGCUGGGGUGGGGAAAAAAUCCCAAGAACCUAAAACCUGAACUCCUGUAAUCUGCAUUUUAAAAGGGAAAAACCCUAAACUUCAGGGUACAAACCAGCAUGUUGAAGUGCUCAAGCUUUUUGGGUUUUGUGCCUCUAAACUGGAUAGUUCAUACUGCUAAUGUGGAGGGAAAUCCCAGGAGGUGUUCAGUCACUGCAAAUCUGGUACCCUGUAUCCUGUGAUCUCCCCUGGUUUUUAAUGCAGGUGAUACUUCUUAGAAGGAGAUGACUGAAGAGAAUGUGUAAACCACUUGUAGAUCUCAAGCUGUCCCCAAACUUUCAGUAAAGCCAUUCUGAUGUACUGGUUUUUUGUGUAGCUGUCUUGUUUUUCCCUGAAACAAGAGGAAUGGAGGUGUAACUUUCAUUGUGGAGUAGAAGCAACACAGUGUGAAGGAGUAGAUCUGCAUCAUCACAAGAACUCAAUUUGUUGGUGUAAGUUGUGUCAGUUUUAGACCAUCUGAGGCUCACUACAGUGUGGUCCUCUUGAAAACACCACAGACUGGGGUCAAAUAGGUACAAAUACCAACAGUAAUGGGUAGCUAAAUCUUGCUGGUAACAUUCCAGUUCCUAACUUAAAAUUGUAGCUGUGUCCCAGCAAAUGUUUUACUGUAAUUAUGUUUGCAAUGCCUGUAAGAAGCUUUAAACAUUUGUACACAUCAAAUGUAUAUUUUGGGUUUGGCAUAAACUGUGCAACUUCUCCUGAAUGUUUAUUUGUAUGAUAUUCCUAUGGAAAUGAAAGCAACUUUCUCAACAUGUAAAUAACACCUUUUUUU